Molecule: messenger RNA, 755 nt
Organism: Aptenodytes forsteri (emperor penguin)
Lineage: Eukaryota; Metazoa; Chordata; Aves; Sphenisciformes; Spheniscidae
Product: threonylcarbamoyladenosine tRNA methylthiotransferase-like
Exons: 4
Coding region: 41-454 (137 amino acids)
Biological process (GO): tRNA methylthiolation
Cellular component (GO): endoplasmic reticulum
Molecular function (GO): 4 iron, 4 sulfur cluster binding; tRNA (N(6)-L-threonylcarbamoyladenosine(37)-C(2))-methylthiotransferase activity
Source: RefSeq, a predicted model, not a curated record
AGGAUUAUUAUCCAAGAGGAUUUAGACCUUGCUAAAAAAGAUGCCUGCUGCCUGUGAUUCAGUGCUUGAAGAUAUUGAAGAUAUUGUGUCAGCAGAAGAUUUGAAACCACAUGAUCGGCAGUUUGUAAGAAAGAAUGUUUUUCCGAAAGUGCGAAAACGCAAUUCACAAAAAAAUAUUCAGACAGAUGACGAUCCCCCAAGUGACAGCAUUAUUCCUGGUGCUCAGAAAAUCUGGAUUCGCACAUGGGGAUGUUCUCACAAUAAUUCAGAUGGUGAAUAUAUGGCUGGACAGCUGGCUGCGUAUGGAUACAAAAUUACAGAGACCUGUGCCCACAUUGUGAUUCAAGAAGGUAUUUGUCAUUUAAGGGAUCUGCCUUUCUCAUCCUUACUGUUAAUGGACACUCAAAGAAGGAAAAUUACUACAAACUGGAAACAUUUUUCUAAGCUUCAGUAAAAAAAGUUGAAAACUGAUGUGAACUAGCAUUGGGUUUGUUGUUUUUGUGAGAUCCAAGACACUGAGAAAUGCCUGCUAAUGAGCAGCUCGCCCCUGUAAAACUUUAAGCUUUCAUAGAUGUAUUUUUUUCUUUUCAUUAAUAUAGUCUAGCUUUUUGUCAAAAGCAAUUCCAUUCCCGUUAACACCUACUUCAGGUACCAGGAACUAAAUCAAGAAUACACUUUGAUGUAUAGAAAGUGUGGAACUAGUUCAUGUCUUACUAAUAUCGAGGAGUGUGUGACUUAAUAAACAAACUGUGUGG